Molecule: messenger RNA, 597 nt
Organism: Odobenus rosmarus divergens (Pacific walrus)
Lineage: Eukaryota; Metazoa; Chordata; Mammalia; Carnivora; Odobenidae
Gene: MRPS12
Product: mitochondrial ribosomal protein S12
Exons: 2
Coding region: 8-427 (139 amino acids)
Biological process (GO): translation
Cellular component (GO): ribosome; small ribosomal subunit
Molecular function (GO): structural constituent of ribosome
Source: RefSeq, a predicted model, not a curated record
CGGCGGGAUGUCCUGGUCCGGCCUUCUCCGUGGCCUGAACGCGUCCCUAAGUUAUGGCCUAGCCCUGGCCUCCCAGCUCCAGGCCAGCCGCCCCAUGGCCACCCUGAACCAGAUGCACCGCCGAGGGCUUCCGAAGCGGCCCCCUCCACCUCUGGGCCCCACGGCCGGCCGGCCACAGCUGAAGGGAGUAGUGUUGCGCACGUUCAUCCGAAAGCCCAAGAAACCCAACUCGGCCAACCGCAAGUGCUGCCGCGUGCGGCUCAGCACUGGCCGAGAGGCCGUGUGCUUCAUCCCCGGAGAAGGCCACAGCCUGCAGGAGCACCAUGUCGUGUUGGUGCAGGGCGGCCGCACCCAGGACCUGCCUGGUGUGAAGCUCACUGUUGUGCGUGGCAAGUAUGACUGCGGCCACGUGCAGAAGAAGAAGUGACCUCCAGGGCCACCUUGGCGGGCUGGGGUUCACCAAGAACCAGAACCUUCCUCUCUGGGUGCCUGCAGUAUCCUUGGGAAGCUCUUCCAGCUCUGGAAGCACCUGGUCCUGGGUGCAAAUCCUGGCUUCGCCUCUUCCAACUGGAACACUAUUGCUCACAGGGGUUCUGG